Molecule: messenger RNA, 1608 nt
Organism: Penicillium nucicola
Lineage: Eukaryota; Fungi; Ascomycota; Eurotiomycetes; Eurotiales; Aspergillaceae
Exons: 2
Coding region: 1-1608 (535 amino acids)
Source: RefSeq, a predicted model, not a curated record
AUGUUAGGUCGCCCUUAUACCUCCUCUGUGUUGGCACUGCUGCUUGCGGCAUUGGGUUCAGCUACGGGUGCCACGGCGAAAAUUGCCACAAAAGCAUGCACCAGUGCCACCUUUGAAGGCCUCACUCUGCCUGAUAUCAAGAUUCUCUCCAUCGAUUCUGUUGUCGCUCAGACGGCUUGGCCAUCAUCAAGCGAUUUAGUCAACGCAUUCCCAAGCACCAAGGCCGGGACUGUGGAUGUCUGCCAACUGACUAUCACCUAUGCCCACGUCGGCCAAAAUGAUACAAUCAAUACGUGGGUCUGGCUUCCCAUCAACUCCUGGAAUGGCCGGUUUGUAGGGAUGGGUGGUAGUGGCUGGGUGACCGGUACGGCUAGUUCACUCGCUCAGCCUGUAUUCGAGGGCUACUCUGCAGCCUCCACCGAUGGCGGUCACUCAGCUGCAGCUAGUGUUGACUCAUGGGCACUCGAAGGUGGUGAUUUAAACUGGCUUCUUAUUGAAGACUUUAGUUCCACUACUCUGGAUGAGGCGUCUUCACUUGGAAAAGCUGCGUCGAAGUUGUUCUAUGGAUCUCUUCCAAAAUAUUCUUACUUCAACGGUUGCUCUACCGGCGGCCGCCAAGGCCAUAUGCUGGCUCAAAAGUUUCCAGCGCAGUAUGACGGGAUUUUGGCUGGAUCUCCUGCUAUCAACUGGGAUGAGUUUAUUCCCGCUCAGUAUUGGCCUCCAUUGUUGAUGCACAAGAUGGACUAUUAUCCAUCGCCAUGUGAACUGGAUGCUAUCACAAACUUUGCUAUCAAAUCGUGUGACAAGCUGGAUGGCGUCGAAGAUGGUAUUGUGUCUCUGCCAGGACUCUGUCGAUUUGAUCCUUUCACACUUGUCGGGAAGAAAAUCAGCUGUACAAACCCUAACGGUACAAUCACAUUAUCUAAUAAAAGUGCGCAGUUUGCAGCAGCUGUUUGGGCAGGCCCGACAGAUUCGGACGGAUCGUCACUCUGGUAUGGUCUGACCCACGAUGCGCCACUUACAGGCAUUGGUGGAACGAGCUGUUCUUCGUUGCAUGACUGUGUGCCUGCUCCUUUCUUCCUCUCGACCGACUGGCUCGCAACAUUCUUGUCGAAGAAUGCAGCUCGUGAUAUAUCCACAAUCAGCCUCGAAGAAUUCCGACAACUCUUCCAUACCUCCGUGACGGAGUUCCAAACCGUCAUUGGAACUCGAGACCCCAACCUCUCCGCGUUCAAGCAAUCCGGAAACAAAAUGAUUACCUGGCACGGCAUGAAAGACCCAUAUGCCAUGUAUAAUGGCACAGUGGACUACUACGACCGGGUUCGAGCUGUCGACCCCAAAGUUGCUGAUUACUAUCGUUUCUUUGCUGCUCCCGGCGUGGAACAUUGCAGUGGAGGACCCGGACCGUUCCCUGGUGAUGGACUCAAGGCAUUGGUUAAUUGGGUGGAGCAUGGAAAGGCCCCUGACACGUUGCUUGCCCUUGCGACACCUACAGCUACUGGGAGCGCCGAUCUAUCCACCAGGACGGCACGGUUGUGCCCUUAUCCACAUGUUUUGACUUAUUCAAAAGGCAAUCCCGACAAGGCUUCAUCCUACACAUGCAAAUAA